GACUUCACCGUUGUUUCCAUUUAAACUCCCAUAUAUACCUCUUCAACUUUCUCAUAACGUCACCACAAUCAAUCACACCCCAUUUUUCAGUUUCUUCAAAAUGAUGCGUGUGAGUAACAAUUUAGUAGGAAUUCUCAACAUAAUCACAUUUCUGAUUUCAAUCCCAAUCAUAGGAGGAGGUAUAUGGCUAUCAAGGCAAGCAGAUACAGAGUGUGAGAGGUUUCUUGAAAAGCCUGUGAUAGCACUUGGAGUUUUUGUCAUGUUGGUUUCAUUAGCGGGUCUAAUUGGUUCAUGUUGUAGAGUUUCAUGGCUUCUAUGGGUUUACCUUCUUGUUAUGUUCUUGUUGAUUGUCUUGAUUUUUUGCUUCACUAUUUUUGCUUUUGUGGUGACUAAUAAGGGCGCUGGUCAAGCCCUAUCUGGUAAAGGCUAUAAAGAGUAUAGGCUUGGUGAUUAUUCUAAUUGGUUGACAAGAAGGGUUAAUAAUCAUUGGGGUAGGAUUCAGAGUUGCUUGCAGGAUAGUAAGAUCUGCAAAACUUUGAUUGAUGAUGAGUCUAGCACAAAAGUUGAAGACUUUUACAAAAAACAUCUCUCUGCUCUUCAGUCUGGUUGCUGUAAGCCAUCAAAUGACUGCAACUUUACCUACGUGAGCCCGACUAAUUGGACCAAGAAUUCAACCUCAUCCUUGACCAAUCCAGACUGUAACUUGUGGAGCAACGAUCCUAAUGUCUUGUGUUAUAGCUGCGAAUCCUGCAAAGCCGGGCUGCUAGACAAUAUCAAGAGUGACUGGAAGAGGGUGGCUGUACUUAAUAUCAUAUUCCUCGUCUUCCUCAUUGUUGUCUACUCUGUUGGAUGCUGUGCUUUUAGAAACACUAGGCGUGACAAUUCUUAUAAGCGUUACCCUUAAGAGUGCUCCUAGUGUUUUCGUGAUGCCCUUUUGAUUACCUCUUCAGAUUUUUGUCGCAUAUUAUAUGGAGUAGACCAUUUAGUAUGUUUUCAUGCUCUUUCAUGUACAGAGGAGUAUUUUUCGACUUUUGUUGGACCAAUUGAUUACUUUGGAUAUAUGUGAAUUCCUAUUAAUACACGAGUUCGUUGUUUAGAAUA
This is a messenger RNA of Lycium barbarum (goji berry), 1101 nucleotides long. Its product is annotated as tetraspanin-8-like. The coding region runs from base 101 to 904 and encodes 267 amino acids. The transcript has 2 exons. Gene Ontology annotation, biological process: monoatomic ion transport; auxin-activated signaling pathway. The record is from RefSeq and is a predicted model, not a curated record. Gene Ontology annotation, cellular component: plasmodesma; plasma membrane. NCBI's taxonomy places the organism in Eukaryota, Viridiplantae, Streptophyta, Magnoliopsida, Solanales, Solanaceae.